GAAAAACGCCUCGCGAGUGUCCCGCCACUGCGCACGCGCGAGAGCUUGUCACGUGGCUUCCCGGGCUGACGAGGCUGACAGGCGGAGCCUCGCGCGCUAGCUUCCGCUGCCGUUUCGUUUCAGGGCUCCAACCCUGGGUUCGCGCUGCCGCCGCCGCCGCCGCCGCCGCCGCCGCGGGGCAAACGGGAGGCGCAGAGCCAAGCGACAGGCACGUGGCCGAAUGGCCAUGGGCCCGCGCCAGGUCCGGUGACAGCAAGGACCGGAGCGGCCCGGGCCCUGAGCGCGUCUCCUUCGGGGGGCCUCGCCCUCCUGCUUGCGGGGCCGGGGCUCCUGCUGCCGUUGCUGGCGCUGCUCUUGGCGGCGGCGGCGGCCAGGAUCAUGUCGGGCCGCCGCUGCGCCGGAGGGGGCGCGGCCUGCGCGAGCGUGGUGGCCGAGGCUAUAGAGCCGGCCGCCCGCGAGCUGUUCGAGGCGUGCCGUAACGGGGACGUGGAGCGAGUCAAGAAGCUGGUGACGCCCGAGAAGGUGAACAGCCGCGACACGGCGGGCAGGAAAUCCACCCCGCUGCACUUCGCCGCAGGUUUUGGGCGAAAAGAUGUAGUUGAAUAUUUACUUCAGAAUGGUGCAAAUGUCCAAGCACGAGAUGAUGGGGGGCUUAUUCCUCUUCAUAAUGCAUGUUCUUUUGGUCAUGCUGAAGUAGUCAAUCUUCUUUUACAACAUGGUGCAGACCCAAAUGCUCGAGAUAAUUGGAAUUAUACACCUCUCCAUGAAGCUGCAAUAAAAGGGAAGAUUGAUGUUUGCAUUGUGCUCUUACAACAUGGAGCAGAGCCAGCCAUCCGGAAUACAGAUGGAAGGACAGCAUUGGAUUUAGCAGACCCAUCUGCCAAAGCAGUGCUGACUGGUGAAUACAAGAAAGAUGAACUCUUGGAAAGUGCCAGGAGUGGCAAUGAGGAAAAAAUGAUGGCGCUACUUACACCAUUAAAUGUCAACUGCCAUGCAAGUGAUGGUAGAAAGUCAACUCCAUUGCAUUUGGCAGCAGGAUACAACAGAGUAAAGAUUGUACAGCUGUUACUGCAGCAUGGAGCUGAUGUCCAUGCUAAAGAUAAAGGUGAUCUGGUGCCAUUACACAAUGCCUGUUCUUAUGGUCAUUAUGAAGUAACUGAACUUCUGGUCAAGCAUGGUGCCUGUGUAAACGCAAUGGACUUGUGGCAAUUCACUCCUCUUCAUGAGGCAGCUUCUAAGAACAGAGUUGAAGUGUGUUCUCUUCUCCUAAGUUAUGGCGCAGAUCCAACACUGCUGAAUUGUCAUAAUAAAAGUGCUAUAGAUCUGGCUCCCACACCACAGUUAAAAGAAAGAUUAUCAUAUGAAUUUAAAGGCCAUUCAUUGCUGCAGGCUGCACGGGAAGCUGAUGUUACACGAAUCAAGAAACAUCUCUCUCUGGAAAUGGUGAAUUUCAAGCAUCCUCAAACACAUGAAACAGCAUUGCAUUGUGCUGCUGCAUCUCCAUAUCCCAAAAGAAAACAAAUAUGUGAAUUGUUGCUAAGAAAAGGAGCUAACAUCAAUGAAAAGACUAAAGAAUUCUUGACUCCUCUGCACGUGGCAUCUGAAAAAGCUCAUAAUGAUGUUGUUGAAGUAGUGGUGAAACAUGAAGCAAAGGUCAAUGCUCUAGAUAAUCUUGGUCAGACAUCUCUGCACAGAGCUGCACAUUGUGGUCAUCUACAAACAUGCCGCCUACUUCUGAGCUACGGGUGUGAUCCUAACAUUAUAUCCCUGCAGGGCUUUACUGCACUGCAGAUGGGAAAUGAAAAUAUCCAGCAAGUGCUCCAAGAGGGUAUCCCAUUAGGUAAUUCAGAAGCAGACAGACAGUUGCUGGAAGCUGCGAAGGCUGGAGAUGUAGAAACUGUAAAAAAACUGUGUACUGUUCAGAGUGUCAAUUGCAGAGACAUUGAAGGGCGUCAGUCUACACCACUUCAUUUUGCAGCUGGGUAUAACAGGGUGUCUGUAGUAGAAUAUCUGCUGCAGCAUGGAGCUGAUGUGCAUGCUAAAGAUAAAGGAGGCCUUGUACCUUUGCACAAUGCGUGUUCUUAUGGACAUUAUGAAGUUGCAGAACUUCUUGUUAAGCAUGGAGCAGUAGUUAAUGUAGCUGAUUUGUGGAAAUUUACACCUUUACAUGAAGCUGCAGCAAAAGGAAAAUAUGAAAUUUGCAAACUUCUACUGCAGCAUGGUGCAGAUCCUACAAAGAAAAACAGGGAUGGGAAUACUCCUUUGGAUCUUGUUAAAGAUGGAGAUACAGAUAUUCAGGAUCUACUUAGAGGAGAUGCAGCUUUAUUAGAUGCUGCGAAAAAGGGUUGUUUAGCCAGAGUGAAGAAAUUGUCAUCACCUGAUAAUGUGAAUUGCCGAGAUACUCAAGGCCGACAUUCUACACCUUUACAUUUAGCAGCUGGUUAUAAUAACUUAGAAGUUGCAGAAUAUUUGUUACAACAUGGAGCUGAUGUGAAUGCCCAAGACAAAGGAGGUCUUAUUCCUUUACAUAAUGCAGCAUCUUAUGGGCAUGUGGAUGUAGCAGCUUUACUAAUAAAGUAUAAUGCAUGUGUCAAUGCAACGGACAAAUGGGCUUUCACACCUUUGCAUGAAGCAGCCCAAAAGGGCCGGACACAGCUUUGUGCUUUAUUAUUGGCCCAUGGAGCUGAUCCUACUCUUAAAAAUCAGGAAGGACAAACGCCUUUAGAUUUGGUUUCAGCGGACGAUGUCAGUGCUCUCCUGACAGCAGCCAUGCCCCCAUCUGCUCUGCCUUCGUGUUACAAACCUCAGGUGCUCAAUGGUGUGAGAAGCCCUGGAGCCACUGCAGAUUCUCUGUCCUCAGGUCCAUCCAGCCCGUCAAGCCUUUCUGCAGCCAGCAGUCUUGACAACUUAUCUGGGAGUUUUUCUGAACUGUCUUCAGUAGUUAGCUCAAGUGGAACGGAGGGUGCUUCCAGUUUAGAAAGGAAGGAAGUUCCAGGAGUAGAUUUUAGCAUAACUCAGUUUGUAAGGAAUCUUGGACUUGAGCACUUAAUGGAUAUAUUUGAGAGAGAACAGAUCACUUUGGAUGUAUUAGUCGAAAUGGGGCACAAGGAGCUGAAGGAGAUUGGAAUCAAUGCAUAUGGUCACAGACACAAACUAAUUAAAGGAGUUGAAAGACUUAUUUCUGGACAGCAAGGUCUUAACCCAUAUUUGACUUUGAACAACUCUGGUAGUGGAACAAUUCUCAUAGAUUUGUCUCCUGACGAUAAAGAGUUUCAGUCUGUGGAGGAAGAGAUGCAGAGUACAGUCCGAGAACACAGAGAUGGUGGUCAUGCAGGUGGCAUCUUCAACAGAUACAAUAUUCUCAAGAUUCAGAAGGUUUGUAACAAGAAACUAUGGGAAAGAUAUACUCAUCGGAGAAAAGAAGUUUCUGAAGAAAAUCACAACCAUGCAAAUGAGAGAAUGCUAUUUCAUGGGUCUCCCUUUGUGAAUGCAAUUAUCCAUAAAGGUUUUGACGAAAGGCAUGCAUAUAUUGGUGGCAUGUUUGGAGCUGGGAUUUAUUUUGCUGAAAAUUCUUCCAAAAGCAAUCAAUAUGUGUAUGGAAUUGGAGGGGGUACUGGGUGUCCAGUUCACAAGGACAGAUCUUGUUACAUUUGCCACAGGCAGCUGCUCUUUUGCCGGGUAACCUUAGGAAAGUCUUUUCUGCAGUUUAGUGCAAUGAAAAUGGCACAUUCUCCUCCAGGUCAUCAUUCAGUCACUGGUCGGCCCAGUGUAAAUGGCCUAGCAUUAGCUGAAUAUGUUAUUUAUAGAGGAGAACAGGCUUAUCCUGAAUAUUUAAUUACUUACCAGAUUGUGAGGCCUGAAGGUACAGUUGAUGGAUAAAUAGCUGGCUUUAGGAACCUAAUUCCAGAGAACCUAAAAUCACUGAAGUAACUGAUGGCCUCAAAGUUUACUCCUUUGCUGAAAAAAAAUUCAUCUAUCCCACAGGCCUGUGGCAAAAGGAUAAAAAAUGUGAAAGAAGUUAAACAUUCUGACUUGAUGAAGCUUUAAUAGUGUACAGUGUUUUCUAAGUAGUUCCUGUUUUUCAGCACUUUAACAGAUGCCAUUCCAGGUUAAACUGGGUUUGUCUGUGCUAAAUUAUUAAGCGUUAACUUGAACCUUUUAUACAUUAUGCAGUGAUUCUAAUGGAACUCAUUUCCCUCAAUGCCCUCAACAGAACUCAUUUUACUAAAAUAGUACUGUGUUCUUUAAAACACAGCAUUUACACUGAACACAAAUUCAUUUGUAAAACUGUAAAUAAGAGCUUUUGUACUAGUCCAAUAUUUAUUUACUUUUCUUUGUAAUAUAAAUGUACUCCACUGCAGCAGUUUACAAAAUUUUUUCCAUAUGUAUUACUCAUCUGUACUUCACCUUUCAUCAUCCUGAUUGAGUGACCUUUAUAUUUGAUUCCAGAGGCUAAGUUGUUAGUAGAGACUUUGUUGGGAAAUUUUGAAUUAUCAGAUUAAUUUGUUGUUGGAACCAUUUAUCUCUAAUUAAAAAUAUUUUGUCAUUUAAGGAAGGUUUGAAUACCCUGCGGAUGUAAUUUGUGAUGCCUUUGUAUGUAUAAGAUACACAUUCCAAAGAACUCUAAUUAUGGUAGAUUCUGAUUACUCAAGAAACUUCUUUUCUGACCUGAAACUCCAUUGAGUUCCAUCUGAAGGUUUUCCAGUGACACUCUGUGAAAAUUAGGGAUUUUCACGCUUCUAUUUUUUAGGGAUUACUUUUGAAUAUUUAUGGUGUUCCUAUCAUGUAGUAUAAAUAGAAGUUAAAUUUCGGAGUUGGGAGGAGUAAUCCAGCUAAUUCCCCAACUGGUUUUAAUUACUUUGCAUCUAAAAUAGGCGAGAAAAUGGUAAAUGGAAGUUUGUAGUAUUUUUUUCCUGUUGUUUUACUCAAUUUUUUUCUUGUCCUUAUUAUUUAUAGCCAGCUACACCAUAAGUAAACUCAAAAGUCGUAAGUGUAGGUAUCUCUAGUCCUUCCAUGGCCUCCUAAAUGGGCAAAUGCAGUGAGACUAAGUUGCCCCUUCCUAAUGUUCCGCCCUGUUGGAAUGUGCUUUCAGUUUGUGCUCCACAUGGUGACCAGGCUUGUGUGCAGUUUGGCAGCUGUGAAAAGAAUACCCCAUAAAAUGUCAUUCCUGUUUUCUAAAGUAAGUCUCUCUUCCAUAAAGCAUACUCAAGUAUCUUAGUACAGAGCCUGUUGGCCUUAGCUCCUUCAGAAGUCAAGGAAAGAUUUUACCCACUUUAGUCUUUGUAAAGGAGAUGUCACACUCUGUCCAAGUUCACCUGUGUUUCACGUUUUAUUCCGUAUGUAACUGAUCCCUUGAUUAUACAGAGUGCUGAAUAAGAGUUAAAUCCAAGUAAAUGCAUUUCUGGAGUUGUUUCUGAUAUAAGUUGUGAUCAUAUUUAAGAAGUCAAAUCCUGACCUUUGAAGUACUUUUGUAUAUCUCUUUACUAAUUGCAAAUAUUGAUGCUACAGUCAUUUCUUGGAAGACAAAUGGAAUAUGCCAAGUUUUAUAUACAUUUUUCAAGUUCUCUAAGCAUCGUAAGUUUUAUAAUUAGGAGAUGAUGAAAUGAAUUAAUAGAAUUUAUAUUUACAUAUCUUCUCUCUCAACAUUUAGCCUAUAUUACCCUGUGAGUGAAUCUGCAGUUGUCAUCUGAAAUCAUUGUGGUCUGUUAGCUUACAGUAUUACAAACUGUGUUAUUUCAUCUUAUCCACAUUGCUUAAUUAAUGUAUUGUUUUUCCAUGAAUUAUUAUACUGUGGUUAGUACGUUAGCAUGGCAGUAUUUUCAGGUAGCUUUUCAUUUAUUGGAUGGCUGGGGUUGAGGGUUAUUUUUCAGUGCUUUGCAUGAAAUACCUUUAAAGUUAUGGAAUUGCUUUUUCUUUUGUCUUGUGAUUUUUUUUUUUUUUUGAAGUGGAAUUUAUUUUUGUGUGUGUCUGUAGUACCAUUAUGCCCAUCUUAAGUGUCUUAUCCUGUAUCACAUUCCAUACCCUCAUUUAAUUCUAAAUAAACUGUUUACUUGUU
Messenger RNA from Octodon degus (degu), 6055 nucleotides. RefSeq names its product tankyrase 2 (gene Tnks2). Bases 379 to 3879 code for a protein of 1166 amino acids. The record is from RefSeq and is a predicted model, not a curated record. Gene Ontology annotation, molecular function: NAD+ poly-ADP-ribosyltransferase activity; protein binding. Lineage: Eukaryota; Metazoa; Chordata; Mammalia; Rodentia; Octodontidae. The transcript has 27 exons.